Messenger RNA from Naegleria gruberi, 1200 nucleotides. RefSeq lists its product as uncharacterized. Lineage: Eukaryota; Heterolobosea; Eutetramitea; Acrasida; Naegleriidae. The coding region runs from base 1 to 1200 and encodes 399 amino acids. Gene Ontology annotation, cellular component: membrane. The record is from RefSeq and is a predicted model, not a curated record. The transcript has a single exon.
AUGAAACGUUUUGGAUUAAGAUGUUGCAUGAUCAUAUUCGGUUCACUAACAUUUAUUGGAAUGUGGAUUCGUUGUUUUGGCUAUAAGAAAGGAGACGAAACCUAUUUAUGGAUUGCAUUUUGUGGCCAAACUUUCAUUGCUUUUGCCCAACCAUUCCUUACGAGCAUUUCGGGUCUUUUGGGAGUAAAUUGGUUUGGAGAUAAGGAAAGAACACUGGUCCAAGUUGCAGCUCUACUUACGGCAGCUCUCGGAGGCGGAGUCGCAUUUGCUAUCGGACCUAGUUUAAUUACGAUGGGCAAGAGAGAAAUGCAUGGAUCAGAGAUUGGAAUGCUAGCUUAUUUAUCUUCCCAGGCCUUUAUUUCAACUGCUUGUUUAUUGUUGAUUGUUAUUUUCUUUAAGGAUCGACCACCAACUCCACCAGUACUAAUUAAGGAAAUUCAAACAAUGGAGAAAUUGGACGAAAACGAACAAAUGUUAACAGAGGAGAGCAGAUUGACAAUUAAUUUGACCACUGAUGACAUCAAUAUCGAAAAAGGCUUUGAAUCUUUCAAUUCGAAAGAUAUUUAUCCAGAACAAACUUUUUGGAUAGGUUUUAAAAAGUUAAUGACCUCUCCUCAUUUCAUAAUGUUAACAAUUUCAUCAUCCUGUCUGAUUUCUGUCUUUCAAACAAUGUCCAUUCUCGAUCAGAUCAUUAACCCAAAAGGUUACACCACCUUUGACACUGCAAAUCUUAACAUUGUCAAUUUGGUAUUUGUGGUAUUUGGAUGUUUUGGAUUGAGUAUUGUAUUUGACAAGACUAAACGUUUCAAAUUGAUUUCUUGCAUCAGUAGCUUUAUGGCAUGUUUAGGAUUUGCUUGUUUUGCCAUUAUCUUGCAAUGGAACAAGUCAGAUUUCACAAUAAUUUUGGUUUAUCUGUCAAUGGUCGUUAUCGGUUGUUCAGCCAUUCCCAGUUUACCUCUAAUUUCUCAAAUGAUAGUCUAUUCAACCUAUCCAAUCCAUCCAGCAACAAGUCUUGUGAUAUCAAGUGCCUUCAGUACAAUUUGGAAUGUAAUAAUGUGGGUCAUUGUAAAUGUGCUACUGAGCGAGAUGAGUAAUUCAUCCAGUGUCAUAUUGUGGUUGAGCUUUGCGCUAUUGAUUGUUUCCUUUAUAAUGACUGUAUUAUUUAGAGGUAAAUUCGAUAAUAUUCUGGUCAAUAAAUAG